UUCAGCACAGAGGUACGGUCGGUCUGCAAGAGGAAGAGGGACGAAGAAAUGAAUAAGAGGGCAGUGGAGGAGGAAGAGGAGAUUGUUGCAAAGGAUCUCCUCCUUUGGGGACAUGGGGAUGGUGAUGGGGAUGAUUAUUGUAGUUCAAAUACGGAGAAUGAAGAAGAAGCUGCCUUCUCCCUCGUCGGUCUCGACGAUUACGGUAUGCCCUCUUUUCAGCUUUCGACACCAGAGCGUCACGAUGACCAGCAAGACUUCCUACCCCUUCUCCAUCCCACAAGAAGUAGUGAAACGAACAAGCCUGCUGCUUCAACUGUGGUUGACGCUGAGCAAUAUAGUUUCGCCUCUGAUUUCUAUCGCUGCGGAACAGAUUGGUCUUGCUUGUUGUUUCAGAAUGACAAUAUUAACCGUUACUCUAACAAUAACGGGGAAGAGGAUCACAAGAAUCUUCCCAAUUCUAAUCCUAUGUCUAUGUCUAUGUCUAUGGCGAAGGACAACAAGAAGCGGAAGCUCAUACAGGCAAACCUAUUCCAGAUUUGGGGCUUCCAAAAGGAUAAUAACAUCAAGAGUUCCAACAACGGUGGCGAUGAUUUUGAUACUAGUGCUGGUUACGGUAAUAGUAUCAAUGAAGUCGCCAGUCAUCACCACCACCAACAACAUCGUCCCCGUUUUUGCUCCUUCUAUAAGAAAAUCCCAGGGACGCCCUUCACUGUGGAUGCGUUCCGCUAUGGUUGUGUCAAAGAUUGUUCUGCAUAUUUUCUUACCCACUUCCAUGCUGAUCACUAUGGUGGCUUGACCAAGGGAUGGUCACAUGGUCUUAUCUACUGCACUCCACUCACUGCUUGCUUGGUCAGAAUGUAUUUAUCUAUAAAUUCAACGCUCAUUCGGCCUCUUCAAUUGGGCACUGAAUAUGUCAUUGAAGGAAGCAAAGUAACUCUGCUUGAUGCUAAUCACUGCCCAGGUGCAGCUCUCAUUUACAUCCGCCUCCCAAAUGGACAAUGUUACUUGCACACUGGAGACUUCAGAGCUUCUAGACUGAUGCAAUCUUAUCCUCUCCUUGCAAACCAUAGAAUUAAUGUGCUUUAUCUUGACACAACUUAUUGCAACCCAAAGUACAAGUUCCCUCCCAAAGAUGAUGUACUAAACUUUGUCGUGAGAGUCACUAAGCACUGUCUGAAGAAACAACCCAAAACUCUUGUCAUUGUUGGGGCAUAUAGCAUUGGAAAAGAAUGUGUUUAUCUUGCAAUUUCCAAGGCAUUAGGGGUCAAAAUAUACACAAAUGCUUCGAGGAGGCGCAUUUUGCAGUGUUUUGGAUGGUCUGAAAUUGCAGGGAAACUUUGCACACAAGGAAAGGAUACACCUCUUCAUGUUCUGCCCAUAUCAUCACUUAGAUUUGAGAUAUUGGAGCGUUACUUAAAGACUUACAUGAGUCAAUAUACAGCGGUUUUGGCAUUUCGGCCAACAGGUUGGACCUACACUGAAACUGUUGGAAGCCACCUGGAUCUAAUAAAACCUGUUUGCAAAGGCAUUGUUACUAUUUACGGUGAGAUAGAUCGGAUUUUGUCUCAAAUUGAUAAAACAAAGUGCUAAUGAGCUAAUUAUCUGCAAAUCCUUGUUUUGGUUUGUGCAUAUAAAUGGUCCACUAUUCUUUUAUCCUAAUUUCUGCAGGAGUUCCCUACAGUGAACACUCCAGCUUCACAGAACUGCAAGAGUUUGUUCAGUUUCUGAGGCCUGAGAAGAUAAUUCCUACUGUCAAUAUUGGAAAUGCUGCAAAUCGAGAUAAGAUGCAGUCCUAUUUCCGGGAGUGGCUGAAAGGCUAAUUUUCUGCUGGAAUUCUCUAUUUCACUUUCUCAGUCAUGCAGAUCCUUUUAUAUUUGGCAAGAAGACCAACUUGAUUUGAACUCGCCUUAGAUAAAAGGAUCUUUAGUCAUCUUUAUAGUCAAGAUGCAGCAGAUCAGAUGCUCAAAUUGAAGAAGUCAUCAGUGAGAUCUCAGGUAUGCAAACACUGAUUUUUCCAGUUGAUGGCCUUUUGAUGUUAUCUUGAUCAUUGUUUACCAGUAUUAACUAGUCAAUAUUUGCUUAAUGGAAAGUUCUUUUGAUGCUUAUGAAAAUACAUGAAGAGUUGAGCAUAUUUUCCAAAAAGCCUGUUGACAUGCUUUGCAUUUCAUGGAUUUACGAUAUCUGUUCAUAUAAUAGUGGUAAAUUUGGAAUGCGAAACUCAGUUUUGAAAAAACAAGAGCAAACAUGGAUAAACUAAUCAAGAAGGUAGAAUUAUAUAAGUAAUAUACUCAUGGAUUUUGCAAUGUAAUUUCACUUUCAUCUCCAGCACAUGACUGAGGUCGUUUAGCAUCUCCCUGAAGCAUGGACAGGUCAAAACUUUUGAGGCUUGAACUAUAUGCUGGACUAGCAGACAUGCGCUUUGUCAACUCAGAUCCAUUCUUCCCAUCUUGUGAUUAAACUAAGUAAAUAUUAAGCUCCUGACAAAUUCAUAUUGAGGUUUGGUUAAAUUGCUAGCAUCUAAAAAUUGAUCACUAACUUUGGAUUCAAUUUGAGCAGAACAUCAUAAUUAAGUUACUAAAAUUAGAUGGAUGUUGUAAAGUUUCAGUUCCACUAUUAUUGCCUCAUCACCAACUCACUUUUAACACGAUCAACAUUUCAGAAGGAUUGAUUUGUAGAGUUGGCAGAUUAUCUCAUUGAUUAGUGAUGGUUGUUAUUUAUUGAUUUAUUGCUGUAUAUGCCCCCAUCCUGCCAAUG
Messenger RNA from Ilex paraguariensis (yerba mate), 2754 nucleotides. NCBI's taxonomy places the organism in Eukaryota, Viridiplantae, Streptophyta, Magnoliopsida, Aquifoliales, Aquifoliaceae. The record is from the annotation of a GenBank genome assembly.